AUGUGUCACGUUUGCAAACGGUUUGGCGACGGCGUCCGAUUGAAGAGAUGCGAUGGCUGCUGGAUGAUCGCCUAUUGUGGUCCUGAACAUCAGAAGCAGCACUGGAAGCAGCACAAACCUUUGUGCAAAGCCAUACGGAACGUGCUGCGAAACUACAGCAUGGAUUAUCGCAAUCAAACUACGGAGGAAUGGGCCGACAAGAAGCUGACCUUCAUGCAGCUAGUGUCGUCCAGGCUAGGACGUGACCUGAACAUGAGUGAGAUGGAUAUGUUCCUUUUUCCAAACGAGUGCCUAAUUUGCCACGAAUGGAAGUCGUUGAAGAGUUGUAAGAAGUGUGCUGCCAGCUUUUGUCAAAUUCACAAAAACCACAUUGACCACUGGGACAUCUGCGCUCCUCUGGAACUAUGUCUUCGUAUAAAAUUAUUUUUUUCUAUAGAAGAAGGAUACUGCAAAUUUCCGAAUAGUGUCUUGCACAGUCCCUCCACGACUAUUGCAGUUCACAACAUGAGAGACUUUAUAAAGGCUUUUGUGUAUAUUCAGGCUGACUCGGAGAUGGAGUACAAUAUCUGGGCAGCCUAUUCCUCAGAAUAUCUGACGCGUCCCUUGACGCUGUUUUAUGCUGUGGGAUUGUUAAACUAUGUUCUAAAAGGCACAUUUCUAAUCAUUCAUAUUGUAGGUGCAAAUUACCUCGAAGAAACCACCUUAUGGACGUGGGAAAUUUUCCUGCAGUUAAUGGAGCCCGUGACAUCAAUAAUGAUUGUAAUGAUAGGGCCGGAAUUAAAAGAUAAAUUGGAUCCGUCACGCACUGAUGAUAACUUUUUUUUGGGGAACAAAAGUUUGUUUGUUGAGUACCACGAUGUGUCAUACGAGGACUAUGUGGACAGUUCGACAUUCACAAAACCGGACUUGAUUGUAGGAUUUCACUUAAGUAUUGAGGAACAUAAUAAUAAAGAAAUAUGGGCGCCAUCCAUACGUGCGUUAGCGAAACAGAAUUGUCCGUUUAUCUUAACGUUUUCUAAGCAACGGGAACUUGAGAAGGGGAUGAACAAAAUGAACACAAUCCUGGGUAAGGAGUUAGAUUAUUACUGUAGCGGAAAGAACCCAUUCGCCAGUUGCAAACCGCAUAGAGACUUUGGGUCAGAGCGCGUGUGUUAUCAUAAUCAGUAUAUGAUUAUCUACCAAAGUCUUUGUUAA
Molecule: messenger RNA, 1194 nt
Organism: Temnothorax curvispinosus
Lineage: Eukaryota; Metazoa; Arthropoda; Insecta; Hymenoptera; Formicidae
Exons: 1
Coding region: 1-1194 (397 amino acids)
Cellular component (GO): extrinsic component of mitochondrial inner membrane
Source: RefSeq, a predicted model, not a curated record